Psilocybe cubensis is the source of this 642-nucleotide messenger RNA. RefSeq lists its product as uncharacterized. Gene Ontology annotation, biological process: mitophagy. The coding region runs from base 1 to 642 and encodes 213 amino acids. Lineage: Eukaryota; Fungi; Basidiomycota; Agaricomycetes; Agaricales; Agrocybaceae. The transcript is spliced from 2 exons. Gene Ontology annotation, molecular function: mitochondrion autophagosome adaptor activity. The record is from RefSeq and is a predicted model, not a curated record.
AUGUCCGCCGCGCCUCCUGUCGUUUUCCAUCAACCGAAACAUGCACGGCCUGACGCAGAUCAUCACCAGCACGCCCACCAUCAUGACCACACUAGAAGUCCCAGAGCGCGACUGCCUGUGAUACCCGACCUGCGCUUCGAGUACAGUUAUAUGAGGAGUAUCCAGCCAUAUGUUCACGUUGAGAGAUUAUCAACAGGAGAGGCCGUGCCCCGACCUACAGACGUUGAGUUGGUUGACCAGGGGAUGUUGGAUGAAUCUGGUUUCGUGACGCUGGAUGCUACUCUCGGUAUGCAGGGCAAGGAGACCGAGAAAGGGUUCGCGGAGGGAGAGGUGGCAUUGAAGCCGCCGUCUCAGACGGAACCCGCGUCUGGCCCGUCAGAAAUUAUUCAUUUGCAAUGGAAAAAGAUUGCUUGGGUUACUGUGCGGGACCAGGUUAUCAGUCCUCUAGUGCAAGGAGCGGCUUGGGCGCUUGCAAGCUACUACAUUAGGCCCUUUUCUUUAGAAUUUGGGUCUCGUAUGGGGACAUUCGUACACCAGAGACUACCAACAAAAGAAGGGUUGGGUGUUUCAUGGCUUCGAGAUUGGGCGAAAUCCAUUGGUUUGACGAGUAGUAACGCCGCCGCCGUCCAAAGGAAAUCGUAG